Molecule: messenger RNA, 1449 nt
Organism: Ylistrum balloti
Lineage: Eukaryota; Metazoa; Mollusca; Bivalvia; Pectinida; Pectinidae
Product: piggyBac transposable element-derived protein 4-like
Exons: 2
Source: RefSeq, a predicted model, not a curated record
AUGGCUGAAGAUGAAUUCCACGAUUUUGUUGGCAACUCCGACAGUGAGGAUGAGGAGUUUUUAGGGUUUAACUUGGAUGAAAUUAGAGACGAUAUUGAGCAAGGUGAUGUGGACGGUGAAAUCAAACUUAAUGAGGACGAAAUCGCAGAAAUAAUGAGAGAAGUUGAUGAAGAAAUGUACCGGGAAGAGAGAGAUCCAACACUCGAUGCUUACGAGUGCAACUGGCUACGUGAUUUUACCGAGCAACCGGGGCCUCGUCACAUAGACGAAAAUGCUAGCGAGUACGACAUAUUUUCAAAAAUUGUGAAUGAAGAAAUAAUUUCUUUAUUAAUGGAAGAAACUAACAUAUUACCAGCAGCAACUGCUAAAGGUUUUACUACCUUAAUGUCUAGAGACAGAUUUCUGAACAUUCUAGCCUAUUUUCAUGCAGCCGAUAAUGAUUUGGAGCCCCCAAGAGAGAGCCCAAAUUAUGACCCAACUUACAAGUUUUCAAAACUUGCCAGACUACUUAUCAGAAAUUGGCAACGGUAUUACUGUCCCCACAGGGAAAUGAGUACUGAUGAAACACUAAUUCCUUUCAAGGGAAGAACUAAAUUUAUCCAAUAUAUCCCUUCAAAACCCCAUAAAUGGGGGUUGAAAGUGUGGACAUUGGCCGAAUCCAAAACAGGAUAUAUGUAUAACUGGGAAAUGUACACGGGAAAACAGGCCGCCACCAACGAUGCGAGGGGUAUUGCUCACCGUGUGGUUAUCAACAUAUGCAGCCCAAUAGUAGACAAGGGAUAUCAUUUGUAUUAUGACAAUUAUUUCUCAAGCCCUGCCCUCUUUCGCGAGUUAUGUGAUAAACAAAUUGGUGCGUGUGGGACCCUGCGGACAAACCGGGUUGGUGUUCCUGCUGUCGUGAAAACUGCCAAGCCUCCCAAAGGCGAGAGCAUUGUACACAGAGAUGGCCGCUUUCUGUACAUAUCAUUUAUGGACAAGAGACUUGUGAAUGUUAUAACAACUGUCCACAAUGGAUCAACCUAUACCAAGAGAGUCAGGUCGAGGUUUCAUGAAAAUCACUUCAGGGAAGUGGAGCACCCAAUGGCAAUUCAGCUCUAUACAAAAUACAUGGGCGGUGUUGAUAGUGCAGAUCAACAGACACAAUACUGUGUCACACAGCAUAGAAUGCUGAAAUGGUGGAAGAAAUUGGUACUGUGUAGCCUAUUAGAAAUAAGUUUCUGCAAUGCCAAAAUAUUGUGGAAGCACUUCAAUCCCGGAAUGCGAAAGUACUGCUCAAACAAUUUCCGUCUGGCUGUGAUCUCUGGUCUUCUUGAAGGGUAUGAGAGACAGAACAAUAAGAAAUUUGUGAGGCCUGCAGCCAACCCCCCUUCAAGAAUGACAGAAAGGCAUUUCCCAUCUCUAAAUCCAUCCAUAACCCCAGGAGGACGGCGUUCAAACCCGGACUGUGAG